CCCCGCCGCCAGCAGCCCUGCGUCGUCAACGGCGACCCCGGGGAGAGCACGGAAGGCAGCCUCAGAGAGGAGACCCUGUAUGAUACUAUCACGCCUCCCGCCGCCGCCGCCGGCCCCGGCCCCUGCUCCGCCGAGAAGCUGGCCUCUCCCCCGCCAGGGCGGAUGGACGAGCCGGCUCCCAACGCCCUGGUCGUGCGCAUCGGCAUCCCGGACCUCCAGCAAACGAAGUGUCUGCGGCUGAACCCCGAUGUCCCCAUCUGGACCUCCAAGCAGCGCAUCCUCUGCACCUUGAACCACAGCCUGAAGGACGUGCUCAACUAUGGCCUCUUCCAACCAGCCUUCAACGGCCGGGCGGGAAAGUUCCUGGACGAAGAGCGUCUGCUGAGGGAAUACCCCCUGAAUCCGGACACCCCAGUCCCUUAUCUGGAGUUCCGAUACAAGAGGCGAGUCUAUUCCCAGACCCUGCUGGACGACAAGCAGUUUGCCAAGCUGCACACGAAGGCAAAUCUGAAGAAGUUUAUGGACUAUGUGCAGACUCUGAAUGUGGAGAAGGUCAGCAGGCUGCUGGAGAAGGGACUGGACCCCAACUUCCACGACCCAGACACUGGAGAAUGCCCCCUGACCAUGAGUGCCCAGCUGGAGUUCUGUGCCGAGGUGAUCAAGGCCCUGAAGAACGGCGGCGCCCACUUGGACUUCCGAACCCGCGAGGGGAUGACGGCGCUGCACAAGGCCGUCCGAUGCCGGAACCACACUGCCCUGAGGACGCUGUUAGACCUGGGUGCCUCCACGGAUUACAAGGACAGCCGUGGAUUAACCCCUCUGUACCACAGUGCCAUGGUAGGAGGAGACCCGUACUGCUGUGAGUUACUCUUGCACGACUACGCCAAGGUGGGUUGCAUCGAUGAGAACGGCUGGCAAGAAAUCCACCAGGCCUGCCGCUACGGACACGUUCAGCAUCUGGAGCACCUCCUGUUCUACGGGGCUGACAUGACUGCGCAGAAUGCCUCCGGAAACACUGCCCUCCAUGUCUGCGCACUCUACAACCAGGAGAGCUGCGCCCGGGUUCUCCUCUUCCGGGGAGCCAGCAAGGAGAUACGGAACUACAACAGCCAGACAGCGUUUCAGGUGGCCAUCAUUGCGGGGAACUUUGAACUGGCCGAAAUCAUCAAAACCCACAAGGAGUCCGACGUUGUGCCUUUUAGAGAAACCCCGAGCUACACCAAGAGGAGACGGAUCGUCGGGGCGGCCGGCCUCUCCUCCCCGCGCCUGCUGCAGCGCUCGGCCAGCGACAACAACCUGAAGUCCGAGAGCCGCCCGCUCUCCUCGCCGGUGCCCUCGCUCCGCGGCCUGCCCCCGCAGCUGCUGGCCCAGAUGCGGGAGGCGGCCGUCGGGGCGGGGGAGGGCAGCCUCGUGAGCGCGGGCGGCCCCCGGAGCGCCCACAGCCGCUCCCCGUCGCUGCAGCGCGUGCGGGAGGAGAGGGAGGCCGACGCCCCCACCCUGCGGAGGAGCAGCCGCGCCAAGGCCAGCCCCAGCGGGAGCGGCAGCGGGCCCGGGGGGGCGCCGGGCGCCGGGCCGGGCGUGGAGCACACCCCGCACGCGGCGCCGGCCCCGCUGCGGGGGCCCAAGAAGAAGCUGUACAGCGCCGUGCCCGGCCGCAAGUUCAUCGCCGUCAAGAGCUACGCGCCGCAGGGCGAGGGCGAGAUCCAGCUCAACCGCGGAGAAGCCGUCAAGGUGCUCAGCAUUGGAGAAGGAGGAUUCUGGGAAGGAAGUGUGAAAGGACGAACAGGCUGGUUCCCGGCAGAAUGCGUCGAGGAAGUGCAGAUGAGACAGUUUGAUGCCCGGCCAGAGACAAGGGAAGACAGGACCAAGAGGCUCUUCCGACACUAUACCGUGGGCUCCUAUGACAACUUCACUUCUCACAGUGACUACAUCAUCGAAGAGAAGGCGGCCGCCCUGCAGAAGAGGGAGCAUGAAGGCUUUGGCUUUGUCCUGCGAGGGGCCAAAGCGGAAACUCCAAUUGAGGAGUUCACCCCCACGCCAGCUUUCCCGGCUCUCCAGUACCUGGAAUCGGUGGAUGUGGAGGGUGUGGCUUGGCGAGCGGGACUGCGCACAGGAGACUUCCUGAUUGAGGUGAACGGCGUGAACGUGGUGAAGGUGGGGCACAAGCAGGUGGUCUCGCUCAUCCGCCAGGGGGGGAACCACCUGGUGAUGAAAGUGGUCUCGGUCAGCCGCAAGCCAGAGUCUGAAGACGUGGUUCGGAAGAAAGCUCCGCCACCACCCAAGAGAGCUCCCAGCACCACCCUGACCCUGCGCUCCAAGUCCAUGACCGCCGAGCUGGAAGAGUUGGAGAAGCUGGAUGAGAUCUUGGCAGCAGCCGAGCCCUCGCUGAGAGCAGACAUUGUAGAAGCAGAUUCCCGGGCAGCCACAGUGAAGCAGCGACCGACCAGCCGGCGAAUCACUCCUGCGGAGAUCAGUUCCCUCUUCGAGCGGCAGGGGAUGGCAGCGCACGCCGGGCCAGAGAAGCCCCACGUUUCCCUCCGCAAAGGUCUCCCGCGGACCAAAUCUGUAGGCGAAGAUGAAAAAUUUGCGGCUUCCCUCAUGGAUGGAAAAUUCCCCCGGAGCACGUCGAUGCAAGACACUGUCCGAGAGGGGCAUGGCAUCCCACCCCCACCGCAAACCGCUCCUCCCCCUCCCCCCUCCCCCUACUAUUUUGACACGGGCCCACCCCCCUCCUUCUCCCCGCCCCCGCCCCCAGGAAGAGUCUACGACACCGUGCGGUCCAGCUUUAAGCCCAGCCUGGAGGCCAAGCUGCACGGGCUGCCCCCGGGGGUCAGUGUCGCCGAGAUGUACGACCAGGCAAGAGCGUCCAUCCCCUACCCCGAGCGGCAGAAGCGGGCCCGCUCCAUGAUCAUCCUGCAGGACUCCUCCCACGUCCCCGCGGAACCAGCCGACAUCCCCCGGCCCGGCCCCUCUGCCACCCCACCCGAGAAGCUGAAGAGGAAGGGGCGGGGGGUGGACAGCCCUUACGCCAACAUGGGCCAGUUCAAUGUCAGCCUCUUUGCCCCCACCAAGCCACAGAGGAAGAAGAGCCCGUUGGUGAAGCAGCUGCAGGUGGAAGAUGCGCAGGAGCGGGCGGCACUCUCCAUUGCGGGGGGCUUCCCCCGGGAGCCCUCCCCCACCCGGCGUGGCCACCGCCUGAGCGGAAUGGAGUUCCCGUCUCAGCAAGUGGACACUGCCAGCCUCCCCUUUGCCACCGCUGUCGCAGGGGCCAUGAAGGACCGUGAUCGCCGCCUGGACGAGAAGCGGAAAUCCACUGUCUUCCUUUCAGUGGGGGCCAUAGAAGGGAGCCCCCCCACCAUAGACAUGCCAUCACUGCAGCAGUCCCGGUCCAUCGACGAGCGCCUGCUGGGGAGCCGGGAUGUCCUCCUGCCUUCCCCCGUCUCAGCUUUAAAGCCAUUCCUCAGCAGCUCCUCCUCAACAUUCAUACACCCACUGACAGGGAAGCCCCUGGAUCCCAACUCCCCCCUGGCGCUGGCGCUGGCUGCGAGAGAGCGAGCCCUUUCCACCCAGGUCUCCUCCAGAGUGCCCACCCCCGUCCACAGCCCAGACUCGGACCGGGUGGCGCCCUUGUUCGUGGACAUCCAAACCAAAGACCAAGAGAGGGGGGAGCUCGAAGGCCGGGGGUCUCCUGCAUAUUCGCCAGGAGCCAAGACUUCCACUCCCAGCCCGCUGACUCCUACCCAGAGCCCCUGGGGGAUGCCCGCAAGUGCAAGAAAAGAGGGCGAGGCACGGACCGAGACGCCUGUGAGGGAGGAGGAGAAGAAGGCAGAGGACAAGAGGUCCAUGAUCCUCAGCAUCAUGGACACAUCGCAGCAGAAGACGGCUGGCCUCAUCAUGGUGCACGCAACAAGCAAUGGCCAAGACCUCGGCUUCGAGGUGCAGGAGGAGAAGGCCCCUGUCCCCGAGGCAGACCUGGAGACGGUGGAAGUGUCCAUGGUGGAGGCUCAGCCCAGUCCUGUGGGGAAGGCUCCCAUUAGCCCAGCCCUGGACAAGACUCUCGGACAAGGGAGUUCAGAGGAGGAGGUUGAGAUGUACACGGUUACUCUGCCGCCCGCUCAGCUAUCCUCAAGCGAUGAGGAGACCAGGGAGGAGCUGGCUAAGAUUGGCCUGGUACCUCCGCCGGACGAGUUUGCAAAUGGGGUAUUGGUCACCACCGCCGGCACACCUAUCAGCCAACUGGCCACUCCAGCCAUGGCCACGCCAUCUGUACCAGCGGCAGCAGUUGUACCUUCUACCACUGGUGGAACACCCUCAGGGAAGCCCUCUGAUGCCCCCACUGCCCCGGAGUCUGCUGCAGACUCCGGAGUGGAAGAGGUGGACACCAGAAGUUCAAGUGACCAUCACCUGGAGACCACGAGCACCAUCUCCACUGUCUCCAGCAUGUCCACACUGUCCUCCGAGAGCGGGGAGCCCACCGACACCUACACUUCCUUCGCGGACGGACACACUUUUGUACUCGAGAAGCCGCCAGUGCCUCCAAAGCCAAAACUCAAGUCCCAGACCAGCAAGGGGCCGGUUACCUUCAGGGACCCACUUUUGAAGCAGUCCUCGGACAGCGAGCUCAUCUCCCAGCAACACGCGGCCAUCCUGGCUUCCGCCAGCGUUGGCCGGCCACGCUACCUCUUUCAGCGAAGGUCCAAGCUGUGGGGGGACCCCCUGGACAGCAGGCCCAUCCACGGGGCUGAGGACGACAAGCCAACUGUGAUCAGCGAGCUGAGUUCCCGGCUGCAGCAGCUGAACAAGGACACGCGCUCCCUGGGGGAGGAACCUGCCGGUGGCAUGUUGGACCCUGGAAAGAAGCCCCCUGUGGUGGCAGCACGACUUUUCAGUAGUUUAGGAGAACUAAGCACCAUUUCCCAGCGCAGCUCCGGCACCACCUACACCGUGCGUCCUGGCAGCCGCUACCCUGUGACCCGCCGCACUCCCAGUCCGGUAAAGCCUGCCCUGGAUAGGACAGACCCGCUGAGCACCGUGCGGCCCUACGGGCUCACCCCGCCCACCAUCCUCAAAUCUUCCAGCCUCUCCAUCCCACACGAACCCAAGGAGGUGCGCUUCGUUGUGCGCAGCGUCAGUGCCCGGAGCCGCUCCCCAUCCCCGUCCCCAUCCCCGGGGCCCCCCCUGCAUACGCUCCACCCCCCCCGGCCCUUCAUGCAGAAGCCCCUCCAGCUCUGGAACAAGUACGAUGUGGGGGACUGGCUGGAGAGCAUUAACCUGGUGGAGCACCGAGACAAAUUUGAGGACAAUGAAAUCGAGGGCACCCACCUGCCCGCCCUGACCAAGGAGGACUUUGUGGAGUUGGGGGUGACGCGGGUGGGGCACCGCAUGAACAUUGAGCGGGCACUCAAACAGCUGGCAGACAGCUGACCGUCCUGGCAGCCCGGGCUCCUCUCCCGGGGCCACGUCACUCAGGGGCAGGCGGGGGCAUUUCUGCUAGGCCAGUAGACAGGAACCCACCAGAGCCUCUUCCUGUCCUGCUCUGACUGCUGCACUGAAGGGUGG
Candoia aspera is the source of this 5559-nucleotide messenger RNA. RefSeq names its product SH3 and multiple ankyrin repeat domains 3 (gene SHANK3). Lineage: Eukaryota; Metazoa; Chordata; Lepidosauria; Squamata; Candoiidae. The record is from RefSeq and is a predicted model, not a curated record. Gene Ontology annotation, molecular function: synaptic receptor adaptor activity; ionotropic glutamate receptor binding. Gene Ontology annotation, cellular component: dendritic spine; postsynaptic membrane; postsynaptic density. The transcript has 21 exons. The coding region runs from base 163 to 5424 and encodes 1753 amino acids.